UAGCUGUCCGGCGCAAACUCAGUACAUUCCAGCACCCCGGAAGUAAGCUGUUCGAUGUGAGUGGCGGGAUUUGCCUGGAUUUGAACGUGAUUUGAUCUUAUCUACAGUGUAAACAUGCAAUACACCGGAGAUCGGAGAUAUGUCUGUACUACCAUGAACGUUUUAGGCUUGACAAGAUGAACUAGAAUUCAGAGGAAAUGUCUGAAGAUACGGAAAAGGGCGCAGGAGAGCCCAAACCCCUUGCCCACAUCACCCGCCAGGCACUAAAGACCCACAGCGGGGAGUUUGAGUUGGACAGUAUCACUUACAUCAACUUUCGUGAUAGAGGUAUCAGUGACCUUGGCUGUAUUGGAGAAUGCACAAACCUGCAGCAUCUCAACGUGUCCAUGAACGACAUCUCACGCCUGGCACCGCUCAGCUCACUGAAACACCUGCUGACCCUGGACAUAUCAGCAAAUAGGAUCACUCAGCUGGAUGCUUUGAAAGAUGCUGACAGUCUUCAAACCCUUAAUGCAGCUGGAAACCUUAUCAGCAGUAUUGACAAGCUUGCCUGCCUGGCUAAACUGGAACAUUUCUCCAACCUGAGACUUCAAGAUAAAGUACAUGAACUCUUUAACCCAGUGUGCCAUGGUGCCUCCUACAAAAAGCGGGUUUUAUCCAUGAUGCCCAGGCUGAAAGUUUUGGAUGGUGAGGUGCUGUCAGGUAAAGGGUCGGAGGUGUUCCGGAUUUGCUCGGAGAUUGAUGCUACCCUGCAAGCUGCACACGACUCUGGACUCUAUGCCAUAAAUACGAGUAAGCCCCCUAGUGGUGCUAGUGGCAUACCUACCAGUGGUCCAAUCCCAGAAAUGAGCAAACCCCAGCCCUGGUUUGCCGGUGACUCCUUGAAAUUGAAGGACACUAAAGCUCAAGAUGCUGCCAUCGAUGAUGUUACCAAGAAGUUCAAGGAUGUGUUGGUAGACUGCCAAAGGCUUCAGGAGGAGGGUCAGAGGGCACUGGACCAGGCCAAGUCUUCAUCUACCCAGCAAGGCAUUGAUCAUCUCAAGAAUCUAGACCUCUCCAUUUAGAUGGGUCCUAUCUGGGUUAUGGGAGUUGCAGUAUUUGUGCUCUAACUAAGAAUUUUAUUUUUACAAACAGGUCCCAAUUAAGGCACAGUGUCAGAUUGUGUUGUUGAUAUCCAAUGUGGCGGUUGCUCAUUAGCCUUCUUGUCAUUUCUGAAGCAAUUUAUAGAGGAUUUGAAUCAGUCACUUUUAGCAAUCAUUCUUGUCAGAGAUCUUUAAGAUUUGUGUGGAAUCUCUUGGUAUUCCUGAGACUAGCCUGAUUUAAUCAAGCUCCUAGCGGUUCAGACAGACUGACUGGUCCCUUAUGGACCAAUUAGUCUCUGGCAGGAAGGGAUUGUGUGACACAGACUGUCAUCAGAUCAUCUCUACAAAGGUUUGUUUUCUUACAAUUGUCCUAAAAUGUAAGUGCCUUCAUUGCAUCUCAGAACCAGUGUGUGUGUGCUUAAUAUCAUCAACUGAUCUGUGCCAACUUGCUAUUGAGGUAGAAGUGUUUUGACCAUGACAUAUACAUGUAUGUCAAUGGUUUUAAGUUAAGGAAAUCACCUGAGUGUGCUUUUUCUGCAUCAUUCACAAAAACGUUGGAAUUCGAUUUUUGUCUGUGACAAAUUUCUAAUUAAGUUUGUUUGGCGUUGACUUUGAAUUCUAUAGACGUUUAUGGAAUAGGAAAGUCUUUUUUAAAUAGAAUGUAUGUAUAUUUCAGAGCCAGACAUAUUAAUAAAAAUAAUGGAAUUAUUUUAGUCUUUUUAAGUCACUAUGUCAUUUACAGAGACUAACUUGAUACAAGGAAAUGGAAUGGAUUUUAUUGUUGUGCACAAUAUCAUACAUGUGUGUAUAUUAUCACAAAAAUUGUUUUCUGGGCAUAAAAACAGAUGCAGACAAAAUAAAUUGAUAGACAAAAAGACUGUCAUAUGAAACUUUUAUUGGUACAUAAAAUACAACACUACAAAUUGGGGCUUCCUGUAAACAUGGAGAAAUAUAGAAAUCUCUCAACAUUCUUUCCAUUUUCCAAAGCACUUUUUUUGUAAAAGCCAGUGGCCUAAAUACCUAUCAAAUCUGUUCCAGCUAGCAGAAUUUUUGUUUGGUGACAAGUCCCCAAACUUGUUCCCAAAACACUUUCCAUGUUUACAUGACAAAACUAGAAAUAAGACAAAUACAUAGUAACUUACAAACUUCAUAUCAUCACAAUGUGUUAUAAAGAUGUUACAUAGCUGCCAACAUCAAGGUUUGUACAUCUUAAAAGCAAACAUUUAUCCCAGGGCAAACUUGCAUUUUUCCCAACAAUAGAUCAAGCAAGGACAUUGUAUAAUGUCCUUGGAUCAAGUAAAUGCCUAACAUUCUAGGCCAGCCCCCACUAAUUUUGGGUGGGUCCAUCUUCAAAUAUUUUGUUUAAAAAAGAUAAUGAUAAACUUUUUGCACAUGUGGCACAGGCUAAAAUUGCCUUGACUUACGCCAAAGAAAGUAGGAGGCCACAACCUACCAAGGUCAGAAAUCAUUGUUGGCAGCGACGUACAACAGUGCUUUAAGUCUCUAUGUUAUAGUGCAAAUCUGACACGUUGCUCUACACACCCACUAUCAGAUCAGCACUUGUAUACAAAAACAUCUAACCAACAAGUUGUGUCCCCUAUAUCCCAAUCUAGGAUUGUGUUCUACCCAUGGCACAAACAGUUUGGCUGGUAUUGCUGUACCUAUCUCACCUGACAACCAUCAUUUUAUCCAACAUUUAUCAUGCACACAACAGACCACAGUUUGAGAAAACAUCUGGGGUGACACGGACAUUUGUACCUCACUGACAUCAAUUGGACAACUUUGUUUCAUUUCUGCUAGCAGAAAGGCUGUUAAUUUCAAUCUACUGAUGUUCUCUCGUGCUGCUUGAAAUAAUUUUGUUAAAUAUGUAGAAUAUGGAACUGGAGUUAGAUUUGUUGACCAAAGACAAUCUUUUAAAAUUACCAUUAUUGUUUUGAAAACUUGGCAAUCAGGUGAGAACAAGUCAUUUUGAUGUUGGUUUUGCCCCGACUCAUAGUUUAGAUCCAUUAGGCAUGCUAUUCCAUAGAAUAUUCCAUCAGUAGCCAGGUAGGAUGAUAAAAUAGUAUAGACUAGAAUGAUGUAUGUAUCUAUGGUACUGUUGACAUGGCAAAACAGUCAUGAUCCUGAUGGCUGCAGGUGGUGAUGUUAAAGUAUGCAGCAUGUAAAUCUGUUUCCUUGAGGAGUUAGACACUGAGCAGAGAUGCUGGCUCUACUAUAAGGCAUGCACAUGUAGCACCAAGUAACAUCAUACAUAUAAGCACCUAUAACAUAACCUCAGGGUACAUUACCAGUGAUACACCACUUACACUUGGACAAGUAAGGCCCACACAUAAUGGCAAGCUUAAGCUACUUUGUGCAAACAUGUAUCUGACUUACAGGUCAUGUCAGCAUGAGAUCAUCAUCACAUC
Messenger RNA from Branchiostoma belcheri (Belcher's lancelet), 3490 nucleotides. RefSeq names its product leucine-rich repeat-containing protein 61-like. Bases 198 to 1064 code for a protein of 288 amino acids. Gene Ontology annotation, cellular component: cytoplasm. Gene Ontology annotation, molecular function: protein binding. Lineage: Eukaryota; Metazoa; Chordata; Leptocardii; Amphioxiformes; Branchiostomatidae. The record is from RefSeq and is a predicted model, not a curated record. Gene Ontology annotation, biological process: outer dynein arm assembly. The transcript has 10 exons.